AUGGACACGCAAGGAGAUUUGGUUCCCACAAAAUGCACGUCGGCGCCUAAUAACACGCCUGUUGACUCUUACACGACGUCUCCACAGCCGGAGAUGAAGAGCAGCAGCGUUAUUGACAUUGCGAUGGAGGAUGACGACGAGGAUGACGACGAGGACGAAGAGGAGGAAGAAGCGAACGAGGAAGAGGACGCACAGAGCAACGAUACUACACCUGUAGAGAGCAGGGAUCAAGAUAGCACGGCGGCUAACAGUGAUUCUGCGGCUAGCCCAUCGGAUACAGCUGAUCCCGCACCUGUACAUUCAGCUGACCAUGAAGGUGUCUCCAGUGUUUCCCACACUGAAGAGGAACAAAUCGGCGCAGAAAAUGCCGUAGCUGAUCCCGCCGACGGAACACUUCCAAACGCGGAAGGUGUUCAAGUACCUUCUAACGAAAUACCGCCCACUGGAAAAGCAGCCGAUGACGUACCACUUUCUAAUCACGUGGAGGAGGACAAAUCGGAUGGUAAUGGAAAUGAAGCGAAAGAGAACGUCGAUACGCCGCAGGUCAAUGGAGGCGAGGCCACAGAGGCUCCUGUGAAUACCGAAGAUGCAAGCACCACUGACACUGCAAAUACUGACGGAAUGAAAGAAACUAAUGGCGGUGUUGCGGGUGAUGCAAACUCCAAUACAGUUAAACUUGAAGUUGGUGAUGAGGGCUACGUACCUCCACCGCCACCUAAAUAUAUCAACUCUAAAUUGGACGGGCUGAGAUCAAGGCUCCUGCUUGACCCUAAGGAGAACAAACAGACUCCUAGACACGAUGAGGAUGUAGCUCAGGUGCUCUCCAACAUGAGAUCAUCUCCUUUCAGCCCUUCUUCCAACAGACUGACGCCUACGUCUGCGUCUUCGUCUUCGUCAAGUGACAAACAUCAUUACCACUUCACAAGUACAUUAAGCAGCAGUAGCAUUCUAGGGAGACCUUUGCUGUUCAGAAGCGAGAACUCCAGUCCAGAUUUCGGAAGUCCAAUUGGAACAGAAAACCAUAUUGAUACAAGUGAUGAAAAGAGCCCCAACAUGAUCUCUGAAACUAAAUCAGAAAUUAGCCAAAAUGAAACGUCUUCUUUAGAUGAUGGCGAAUCUUCGAAAGAAGCAGAGACAACAGUUAGCAAACCAUCUACUGAUAAUAUUACCACCGCAGAAAGCGCGAGUGAAACGAGCACAGGAAACACUGUUGCUGAGAAUGGAAAGGAUGAAGUAGUGAAAUCUGAGACGGAUGAAAUCGAAGACAAAGAGAAAGCUGAAAAAUUAACUAGAUUUAGAUCUAAAAUAAAGGAAGCUGAACGAAUACUAAGGGAACAGAAAACAAGAAAUAUAACAUGGAUCAAAAGUGGCAAGAGAAUAAAUCGGGAAUCAAGCACUCAUGACAGUUCCAACUCUUCUAUACCAAAAAGACUAAAAACCGAACCUUCGACAACAAUAGACAAACAAAGAAAAAUCAAACUGAAUAAAGCACCUGGAGCUGAUAACAAGCCUCCAAUAUCCGCUGCCAGCAAGGUAAAGAAAGAGGGUGAAAGAAAAAGAAAACCUGCAACGAGAUCACGUACCGGCUGUUGGAUUUGUAGAUUAAGAAAGAAGAAGUGUUCUGAAGAAAAACCCGCCUGCUUCAACUGUCAAAGAUUAAAUCUAGAUUGUUACUAUGAUGCCUUCAAACCUGACUUUGUUGCUGAUCCUGUUGUGAGAAAACAAAAGAUGGAUGAAAUUAGGAUGAAAACCAAAGAGGCCAAACGACAAGCAAUGAAAAAGAAAAACGCAAGACCUGCACCUUGA
This is a messenger RNA of Nakaseomyces glabratus, 1806 nucleotides long. RefSeq names its product DNA-binding transcriptional regulator UME6 (gene UME6). The record is from RefSeq and is a predicted model, not a curated record. NCBI's taxonomy places the organism in Eukaryota, Fungi, Ascomycota, Saccharomycetes, Saccharomycetales, Saccharomycetaceae. Gene Ontology annotation, cellular component: nucleus. Gene Ontology annotation, biological process: positive regulation of transcription by RNA polymerase II. Gene Ontology annotation, molecular function: zinc ion binding; DNA-binding transcription factor activity, RNA polymerase II-specific; transcription cis-regulatory region binding.